Messenger RNA from Cheilinus undulatus (humphead wrasse), 4320 nucleotides. RefSeq names its product tubulin folding cofactor D (gene tbcd). NCBI's taxonomy places the organism in Eukaryota, Metazoa, Chordata, Actinopteri, Labriformes, Labridae. Gene Ontology annotation, biological process: adherens junction assembly; post-chaperonin tubulin folding pathway; tubulin complex assembly. The record is from RefSeq and is a predicted model, not a curated record. The transcript is spliced from 39 exons. Gene Ontology annotation, molecular function: beta-tubulin binding; GTPase activator activity. Bases 304 to 3894 code for a protein of 1196 amino acids. Gene Ontology annotation, cellular component: lateral plasma membrane.
GCGAGCACGUAUCCUGGUCCACUGAACAAGGAAAUUGGGGGAAAGAAAAUGGGAUAUUUGUAGUGAAAUUGAUUUUUUGUUAGCGUGGGGUCGUUGUGCAUGUUAGAAUUCUUUAAAUAGGCCAGAGUCUUGGCUGUAGGGACAGUUACUUUGAUCUAUUUUUGUUUUCGUCCCUUUUCAGAGGAAUGCAUGCUAAUAUAAGCUAGCUCUCCGUACGACAACAAACGUAGCGGUGUUGUAGCAUCAUUCCCUAACGUUAGCAUCGCUAACGCGGCCACUCCUUCAGGUUAAAAAGCUGUCGGAAUGGCUUUACCAGAGACAGAGAAUGGGUGCUCCGGUGGCGAAGGGGGCGAAUCUGAUGCCAUUGUAAAAACAUUCUUAUUGGGGGGCUUCAGUGAGAGUCGUGAGACCAAAGCUCUGCUCUCCUCCCUGCCUCAGGUCCAUGGUGACCCCGUGCAAAGCGAGUCCGUCAUACAGAGAUUCCUGGUUAUCAUGAACAGAUAUCAAGAACAACCUAAUCUCUUGGAUCCGCAUUUAGAAUGGAUGUUGGCUAUGAUACUGGAGUUUAUACGGAGUGAGUCAUCUCCCCCUUCAUUGGUUCAUUUGGGCUUCAAGUUUCUCUACAUCAUCUGUAAGGUCAGAGGCUAUAAAAUCUUCAUGCAGCUUUUUCCACAUGAAGUGGCUGAUGUCCAGCCUGUUCUGGACCUGCUGUCCAGGCAAGAUCCCAAAGACACCGAGACAUGGGAAACUCGCUACAUGUUGCUCUUGUGGCUGUCCAUGACCUGCCUAAUACCAUUUGACCUGUAUCGUCUGGAUGGGGAUCUGGAGUCAGACAGUGGUAAGGUCAGAGAGCCCAUCAUGGACCGCAUUCUAGCUAUUGCAAAGUCUUACCUGCUUGUUAAUGAUACUCCCAGGGAUGCUGCAUCUGUACUGGUUUCAAAGUUCAUGACACGCCCUGAUGUGAAACAAAAGCGCCUUGGGGACUUUUUGGACUGGAGCCUCACCACUAUAUCUGAAACCAAUGACCAUUCAAUGAGGGACAUCAUGGUGCUGGAUGGAGCUCUACAGUCACUGGCGAAGCUUUUCAAACAUGGAAAACGAGAUGACCUGCUCCAGUACGCUCCUACAGUCCUUCAUUGCCUGGAGAAGAAACAUCUGUCAGAGAGCAGUCAGGCCAUGCUGAGGAAGCUUGGUGUCAAACUGACCCAGAGACUUGGCCUCACUUUUCUAAAGCCACGUUUGGCUGCUUGGAGGUACCAAAGAGGCAGCCGCUCCCUUGCAGCAAACCUGUCCAUGUCCCAAACUGCCACAGCCACUGCUGCUAUCACUCCAGAGGUGGAGAUGCAGGAUCAGGAGGAGGACUAUGACAUUCCUGAGGAAGUGGAAACUGUUAUUGAACAUCUUCUGGUGGGACUUAAAGAUAAGGAGACAAUUGUUCGCUGGUCUGCAGCUAAAGGCAUUGGGAGGGUGACAGGGAGGCUCCCCAAAGAGUUGGCAGAUGAGGUGGUUGGAUCAGUGCUGGACUGCCUCAGCUUUCAGGAAACGGACAAUGCUUGGCACGGGGGCUGCCUUGCAUUGGCUGAGCUUGGUAGGAGAGGCCUGCUGCUGCCUUCCAGAUUAACAGAUGUUGUGCCACUCAUCAUCAAAUCCCUGACCUAUGAGGAGAAGAGGGGAGCUUGCAGCGUUGGCUCUAAUGUGCGUGACGCUGCCUGUUAUGUAUGCUGGUCUUUUGCCCGGGCUUAUGAACCCAAAGAGCUUGAGCCUUUUGUCAAUCAGAUUUCCAGCGCUUUACUGAUCGCAACUGUGUUUGACCGAAACGUCAACUGCCGCAGAGCUGCCUCUGCUGCCUUCCAGGAAAAUGUUGGGAGACAGGGCACAUUUCCUCAUGGCAUUGACAUCUUAACUACUGCAGACUACUAUGCUGUAGGGAACCUUAACAAAUGCUAUCUGAACAUAAGUGUCUACAUAGCCAGUUUCCCAGAGUACACCAAGGCCAUGAUCGAUCAUCUGAUUACCAUGAAGAUUAACCACUGGGAUGUUGCAAUUCGAGAGCUCUCCUCUAAAGCGCUCCACAACCUGACGCCUCAAGCACCUGAUUACAUGGCAGCAACAGUGUUACCAGAGCUGUUGCCCAUGGCAGUGGGCAUUGACCUCCAUGCUCGCCAUGGAGCCAUCCUGGCAUGUGCAGAGAUUAUGCACGCCCUCUACAAACUCGGCCUUCAGACCAGCAGGGUUGUUGUAGACAUGAUUUCUUCAGAAUGUGUGGAUGCAUUGAAAAACAUUCACCAGAUGCUGCAUGACAGGAAACAGUACAGGGGUUUUGGUGGAGAGCUUAUGCGGCCUGCAAUGUUCAGUCUCAUAGAAAAGCUGUCCAUGUCUAAAAUGCCUUUCAAGAAUGAGCCAGUUAUAACUGGUUGGCAGUCUCUUAUAGACGACACCAUAAAGACUCUUCAUUUUGUUUCAAGUGGAGCAAAGGAUGGCAUUAUGUUUGCAGCGGUGUCAGCCUUGUCUGCCUUGUGUGAGGAGUACUACCAGGCUGAACCAGGCCAGGCUGAUACACAAAUGCAGGAUGUGUUGGUGUCUCAGUACAUCGAAGGGCUGACGAAUCCUCAGAUCCCCACUCGAUGUGGAUCUGCCCUCGCUCUUGGGUGUCUGCCUAGAUUUAUGAUCCACAGCAAACUGAAGCAGAUCCUUGAAGGCCUUCAGCAGAUGUGCAGAGUCAGCCAGAAGGAGGGGAAUUUUACUGAGGCAAGAAGAGAUGCAAUCAAAGCUAUUUCUCAAGUAUGUAUGAAGGCGGGUGUCUGCGCCCUCGGCUCCCCAGAUUCUUUUCUCUGCUUAGAGAAUGUGUCAGAGGUCUACAGGACUCUGCUCAACAGCAUGAAUGACUACACCACUGACAGCAGAGGCGACGUAGGGGCCUGGGUAAGAGAGGCAGCAAUGACCAGUUUGAUGGAAGUGACUUUGCUGGUGGCUGGCAGUGCUCCAGAGAUCCUCUCACCUGACCUGGUGAAAUGUACAAUGUGCUGCCUGGCCCAGCAGGCAGCAGAGAAGAUUGAUCGCUACAGAGCUCAUGCUGGAAGCAUCCUCCUUCACCUGCUGCACAGUACAGACCCUGCAGUACCUCACAUCCCCCACAGAGAGGAGCUGUUGAAUAUUUUUCCUGUUGAGACCCUAACCAGCCUGAACUGGAAUGCUCCAUCCCAGGCUUUCAAGUAUAUCACCCAGCUGCUCAGACUGCCUCAGUAUCAGCAUCACACCCUGUUGGGCCUCACCGUGUCUGUAGGAGGGAUCACAGAGUCCACAGUGCACUUUUCUUCCCAGUGGUUAUUUGACUAUCUGAGAGGGAUCCAGCGGGACAGCACAGCUCUGUCACAGUUUGGAGAGUCAUUGCUGAGUGUCUUCAGAGACAAUCUGAAAAAUGACAGGGUGUCCAUUCCUUUUCUUAAGAUGCUCAACCAGAUGCUGGCUAACAGCUGCUUUGAAAUCUUCACCACACAAGAGAAUCAUCCCUUCUGUGUGGACCUUUUGGCUCUUUGCAAAGAGUCAAAGAAGGCCAAAGAUAUUUCCAAGCUGCAGGCCUGUAUAUCUGUCUUUUGUGGGCUGAUCCAGUUCCAGGGUGAUGUGAGGAAGAAAGUUUUGUCCCAGCUGCUGAUGCUGCUCUGCCAUCCUUUUCCAGUGAUCAGGAAGACCACAGCCAGCCAAAUGUACGAGAUGCUGUUGUACUACGAUGAUGUCAUAGAUCCAGAGGUGCUGGAUGAAGUCACAACUAUACUCAGUGACACUAACUGGGAGAGUGACGUUGCUACAGUACGAACCCACAGGAAUCAGCUUUGUGAUUUGUUGGGAGUCCCCAAGCCACAAAUUAUUGCCAAGAACACCGCUCCUGUUUCCUGAUCACCUGUGACUUGGCUGUAAAAACAGAAAUAACAUUUAGGAAUGACAUGCUCCUAGAAUAAAGACCUAACUGGGUGCCACUCACCUGAAGCUGCCUUGUAUCAGUUUCUCAUAAAACAACAACAGCAACAACAAAAAAACACUUAUAACCUAAAAUAUGUAAUUUCUGUAGUGUGUAAGGUAUGUUGACGAGAACGCUGAUGCUUAACUGUAUAGGUUUCUACAGUAACACUAAGGAACUGAAGAUGUGCAUAAUUCAUAGAUUUAAUGGACAGCACUUAACUAAACUAAACACCACCAAUAGCCCUAGAUACAGUAUAGAAUGGAAAUAAUGAAAAGGCAAAAAAAAAAAAAAAUUCCAAGUGACAUACAUUUUAAACAUUUCAAUGGAGAUUCAAUGUGAAAACAUACACUAUAUUGGCAAAA